Molecule: messenger RNA, 824 nt
Organism: Rhagoletis zephyria (snowberry fruit fly)
Lineage: Eukaryota; Metazoa; Arthropoda; Insecta; Diptera; Tephritidae
Source: RefSeq, a predicted model, not a curated record
GGUGGACGAGGCGGAGCUGGAGAGGAGCACCUUUGAGCACCUCGAGGCGGCAGGACAGGAGCAAGAGGAGGAAGGGGAAAAAAGUGAUAAAAUUGAAGUUGAUGCUGAAGAGGCUGAAAAUGAGGAGGAGGAGGAGGAGGAGGAAGAGGAAGAAAAGCAGUCCAAAGUUGACCAGUUUAAAACUCCGCUUAAAAAGGCCAAAUCAAAGUCCGGCCUGACUGGCCUAACUGAGACGGAGAUCAUCGCCCAGGGCAUCUUCUUCCUGACCGCCGGCUACGAGACCAGCAGCAGCACCAUCUCGCACGCCCUCUUUGAGUUGGCGCAAAAUCAGUCAGCUCAGGCUCGACUGUACGACGAGCUGAAAACCGCUCUCGAUUCACUUCCUUCAACCACCAGUCGCACUUCGCCGGAGUAUUUUGAGGCGGUGCUCAGCCGUCUGCCGUACCUGGAGGCAGUUCUCAAGGAGACCCUGCGGAAGUACGCCCCCGUUCAGGCGGUGCUGAGGACUACCGUCACCGACGGUCACCGGCUGGAGAAUAGACUACCUCUUGAGAAGGGCCAGACGAUCAUGAUACCGGUAGGGGCGGUCCACCACUGUCCUGAGUACUACCCAGAACCACAGGAGUUCCGACCGGAGCGGUUUUUGCCGGAAAACGCCCACCUUCUGGUUCCCUACACUUGGCUGCCCUUCGGCGCUGGGGCCAGAAACUGCAUCGGCAUGCGCUUUGCUAUGGAGGAGAUGAAGAUUUGCCUGGCCGCUUUACUAGAAAACUUUGAGUUUUCCCCCGCCCCAAACACGCCCAAGGAGUUGGUCUUUCAGCGAG